This is a messenger RNA of Trypanosoma cruzi, 258 nucleotides long. RefSeq lists its product as uncharacterized. The annotation marks the transcript as partial. The transcript has a single exon. NCBI's taxonomy places the organism in Eukaryota, Euglenozoa, Kinetoplastea, Trypanosomatida, Trypanosomatidae. The record is from RefSeq and is a predicted model, not a curated record.
AUGCCGUGCGCGCAUGGUGCCGCUGCCUGCUGUGCAAUGCGGACUCGCGUGAACGAGAAAAGACGCUUUGACUGCUGGGGGCCGGCGAGCUCUCCACUCCACUUCCGCACCACCAACGCCAACGCCUUUCGGACGCGCUUGAUGGCUGGCGGUCGUAUCGUUGCCACGUGGUCUGCCUCGGCUCUUGUGUUUUGUUCACGGCAUCGGGAUUACCCUGUGAUGGAGCCAUUCGGUAAAAGGAGCGGUGCCAGUGGUCAU